This is a messenger RNA of Thunnus maccoyii (southern bluefin tuna), 1500 nucleotides long. RefSeq names its product diamine acetyltransferase 1-like. Gene Ontology annotation, molecular function: N-acetyltransferase activity. Bases 773 to 1417 code for a protein of 214 amino acids. The transcript has 5 exons. The record is from RefSeq and is a predicted model, not a curated record. NCBI's taxonomy places the organism in Eukaryota, Metazoa, Chordata, Actinopteri, Scombriformes, Scombridae.
UUGUCAUUUAACUACACCAUCCUUGAAAACACUGAAAGGUCAGUAUGUUUUUAAACGCCCUUGCACAGCACUGGGCAGAUCACAAAGUCUCAAAACAUGUGACUAAAAAAGUUCCUUUCGUGGCUUACCAUCACACCAAAAGAUGUCACUAUGUCGCAGCCUUGUCAACCACAUUAAGAUCUAUCCCCUGCUGACUCCUGGCAAAUGAUAACCUGAAAUGUCCUACAUUUUUUAUUAGAGGUUGAACUCAUUAUCUACAUAUUAUAUAAAGGAGCACAUCAAUAGAUCAAUAAAAGUUUUAUUUUUUCAAUCUCUGUAAUACAAAUGAGUGCAAAUGUGACCUACUGAAGAACUGUCAGUUUAGCAUUUAAUGUGUGAGAAGUAUAAAUUUCACACUCAUUUAUUCACAUAGGUUAUUCUUUACACAGCUUUACAGACAUUAUGUGCACUUGUCGUGUUUUUUUCCAGGUCUGGUUAAUUAUUACCUUUUAAACAACAUUCAAGUACAGAGAGAUCCAACAGGACGUAAAUUGCUGUUUGCCCAUAUAUGGAUUAGUGAACAUGUUUAUGUCCUCGGGGGAUACAUAAAGAGAGCAGGAAAGUUACUGAAGCUACCACUCUGUGCGACACGGCCAAUGCAGUUCAUCAUAUGCUGGUUUUCUAAAUUCAUUGUCGGGGGGUGAGCUCCUGAGGAUCGGAUGAAGAAACAAAUUUUGCUUUUGUUCACAUUCAGAGGACUAGUAAGCAAAGGAAAAAAGGGUAAAAAGAGAAAAUGGCCAGUUUUAUAUUACGGAAAGCUGAACCCAAGGACGUGUCUGAUAUCUUGCGACUUAUAAAGGAACUGGCUAAGUUUGAAGAGAUGGAGGAGCAGGUCAUACUGACCGAAAAAGAAUUACUUGAAGAUGGCUUUGGAGAUCAUCCGUUCUACCACUGUUUAGUUGCUGAAAUCCCAAAAGAACAGCAGACCUCAGAAGGGUACACUGUGAUUGGUUUUGCUAUGUACUACUUCACUUAUGACCCUUGGAUUGGAAAGCUGCUCUACUUAGAAGACUUCUAUGUCAUGCAGGAUUUUCGGGGUAAAGUUGUUGACAAGUGCUGUUAUAUGAUGGUGAUAAAGGUUAAUCAGUUACAGAGGAAACGUUUUGCAAUGUUAAGAGGCAUUUCUACACCAACACUAAUUGCCUUCUGUACAUUUAAUCUUUCACCAGGUUUUGGCAUUGGUUCAGAAAUCCUGAAGGUUCUCAGUGAGACGGCAGUGAAGACGCGCUGCAGCAGCAUGCACUUCAUUGUAGCAGAAAACAACAAGAAGUCUAUUGAGUUCUACAAGCGAAGAGGAGCAGCUGACCUCUCCUUUCAGGAGGGCUGGCGUCUUUUUGCGAUCGAGAAGCAGGGGCUGCUGAAAAUGACGGCCAAAUAGAGUUUACUGUUAAUCAACUUGUACUGACUGUUGCUGAUAGCAAUAAUUCUGUUUUGUCUGGUCACUGAUUUUAAAACACAUUA